AUGGCUCCCUCCAAUCCAUACGGCAAACUUCCGCAAAAUGCAUCGUCGUCGAUCAAGCCAUUCACUGUCAACUUUCCGGAGGCAGACAUCAAGCACAUGCUCGAUCUGCUCAAGCUCACCAGAGUAGCCGAACCCAUAUAUGAGAAUUCUCUGCCAAAUGAUGACCGAUAUCUUGGUCUUCGGCACGACUGGCUUGUCGAGGCUAAGCGCGUAUGGGAGAAUGAGUUCAAUUGGAGAAAGACAGAGGAGCAUAUAAACUCGUUUCCCAAUUACAAGAUCACGAUCGACGACAAGGUGGGCAAAUUGGACGUUCAUUUCGCUGCCCUUUUCUCCACUGCUCCCGACGCCGUUCCCGUGGUACUGCUACAUGGCUGGCCUGGUUCCUUCCUGGAGUUUCUGCCUAUGCUUGGAGAACUACGCGACAAGUACUCGGCCGAUGAUUUGAAGUACCACUUCAUCGUGCCGAGUCUGCCGGGUUACACGCUCUCGAGUGCUCAAGCCAUCUCCGAGGACUUUAGCCAAAUAGACGCCGCCCGGGUGAUGGACAAGUUGAUGCAAGAACUGGGCUUUAGCAAAGGUUACAUUGCUCAAGGAGGCGACGUUGGCAGCCGCGUUGCCAGGGUCAUGGCAGUCGAGUACGAGGCCUGCAAAGCCGUCCACCUGAACUUCUGUCUCGUCAACAAACCCCCCGCGAGUCUUAAUGAUGACAGCAUAACCGAAAUCGAGAAGGCCGGCCUCAAGCGGCUAGACGAGUGGAAAGCCACCGGAACGGCCUACGCCAUGGAGCACGCCACCAAGCCUGCGACCAUCGGCUUCGUGCUGAGCAGCAACCCACUAGCAACACUCGCUUGGAUCGGCGAAAAGUUCCUAGACUGGACCGACGAGGACCCUUCCAUCAACACCAUCCUCGAGUCCGUCACGCUCUACUGGCUUACGCGCUGCCCAUCCACCAAUUUAUGGUCAUACCGCCACCCCCUCUCUAAAGACGCGUCACAGUCCUACAGCGCCACAGCCAAAGGCCACGACCACCCAGACUACCACAUCAAGAAGCCAUUCGGAUACUCGUAUUUCCCGCAGGAGCUGAUUCCCAUCCCCAUCGAGUGGGUCAAGACGACGGGGAAUCUCGUGUGGAGUCGCGUCCACGAUAGGGGCGGGCAUUUCGCCGCCCUCGAGCGCCCCAGGGAACUGCUGGAGGAUGUCGAGAGCUUUGUGGGGGAGGUUUGGAAGCGAUAA
Molecule: messenger RNA, 1233 nt
Organism: Cyphellophora europaea CBS 101466
Lineage: Eukaryota; Fungi; Ascomycota; Eurotiomycetes; Chaetothyriales; Cyphellophoraceae
Exons: 4
Coding region: 1-1233 (410 amino acids)
Biological process (GO): epoxide metabolic process
Molecular function (GO): epoxide hydrolase activity
Source: RefSeq, a predicted model, not a curated record